Messenger RNA from Zea mays, 2154 nucleotides. RefSeq names its product peptide transporter PTR2. Bases 283 to 1887 code for a protein of 534 amino acids. Gene Ontology annotation, molecular function: transmembrane transporter activity. Lineage: Eukaryota; Viridiplantae; Streptophyta; Magnoliopsida; Poales; Poaceae. The record is from RefSeq and is a predicted model, not a curated record. Gene Ontology annotation, biological process: transmembrane transport. The transcript is spliced from 3 exons. Gene Ontology annotation, cellular component: membrane.
UCUCUCUCUGCCCUUCUCUCUCCUCCACACUUUUAAAUACACCACCAGCCCACGGCUGCCCAGCUCUCUCUGACUCUCUCUCGCGUCGGGCACGCAGUCGCACAAGUAGUGAACUCAAACGGGAUCUCCUGCUCUGCCUCCCUCGUCUUCCUCUGCCCGUGCGCGUUUCAGAGCACGUACGGAGAGGGCGAGCAGCAGCUUGCGGCCGGGCACCAUCAUGUGGUGGAGGUGCUGGAGAACCUGGCGUUCCUGGCGAACGCCAGCAACCUGGUGACCUACCUGAUGGGGUUCAUGCACUACUCGCCGUCGCAGUCGGCCACGGCGGUCACCAACUUCAUGGGCACGGCCUUCCUGCUCGCGCUCCUCGGCGGCUUCCUCUCCGACGCCUUCUUCACCACCUACACCAUCUACAUCGCCAGCGCCUUCAUCGAGCUCAUGGGGCUGGUGAUCCUGACGGUCCAGGCGCGGACGCAGUCGCUGAUGCCGCCGCAGUGCGCCAAGCCGGGGGCUCCGUGCGAGCCCGUGUCGGGCGCCAAGAAGGCGAUGCUGUUCGCGGGGCUGUACCUCACGGCGCUGGGCGUGGGCGGGAUCAAGGGCUCCCUCCCCUCCCACGGCGCGGAGCAGUUCGACGAGCAUGCGGCGCGGGGGCGCAAGGGCCGCUCCACCUUCUUCAACUACUUCGUCUUCUGCCUCUCCUGCGGCGCCCUCGUCGCCGUCACCUUCGCCGUAUGGGUCGAGGACAACAAGGGCUGGCAGUGGGGGUUCGGCAUCUCCACCAUCGCCAUCCUGCUCUCCAUCCCGCUCUUCGUCGCCGGCUCCAGCCGCUACCGGAACAAGGUGCCCACGGGGAGCCCGCUCACCACCAUCGCCAAGGUCCUCAUCGCCGCCGCGCUCGCGCGCCGCGGCUGCGCGCCGAGCUCCAGCAACGGCGCCGUCAUCGACCGCGCGCCCAGCCCCACGGGGAGCACCGACAUGAAAGAGUACUGCAAGCCCGGGGACAUGGAGGAGAUCACGGUCUCCGGCGCCGCGAUCGUGGCGUCGUCGCCCGCCGAGCCGUCCCGCGAACUCGCGUUCCUCAACCGCGCGGUGCAGUGCCAGCCGCCGCGGCACGGCCGCCUGGCGUGCACGGUCCAGGAGGUGGAGGACGUCAAGAUCGUGCUCAUGGUGCUGCCCAUCUUCUUGUCCACCAUCAUGCUCAACUGCUGCCUGGCGCAGCUGUCCACCUUCUCGGUCGAGCAAGCGGCCACCAUGGACACGCGCGUGGGCAGCCUCACCGUGCCGCCGGCGUCGCUCCCCGUCUUCCCUGUCACGUUCAUCAUCAUCCUCGCGCCCGUCUACGAUCACGUCAUCGUCCCGUUCGCGCGCCGCGUCACGGGGACCGAGAUGGGCAUCACACACCUCCAGCGUAUCGGCACCGGGCUGGUGCUGUCCAUCGUCGCGAUGGCCGUGGCCGCCGUCGUCGAGGUCAAGCGCAAGAACGUGGCGUCCCACAACGGGAUGCUGGACUCCACCAAGCCGCUGCCCAUCACCUUCUUCUGGAUCGCGUUCCAGUACCUGUUCCUGGGUUCCGCGGACCUGUUCACGCUGGCGGGGCUGCUCGAGUUCUUCUUCAGCGAGGCGCCGCCGCGGAUGAGAUCCCUGGCGACGUCGCUGUCGUGGGCGUCGCUGGCGCUGGGAUAUUACCUCAGCUCGGUGCUGGUGUCCAUCGUCAACAGCGCGACAGGGCGCGGCGACCACCGGCCGUGGCUGCAGGGUGCCAGCCUGAACCACUACCACCUCGAGAGGUUCUACUGGGUCAUGUGCGUGCUCAGCACCAUCAACUACCUCUUCUUCCUGUUCUUGGCCGUCAGGUACAAGUACAGAAACGCGGGGGUCAUCAAAGGCUAAUGCCAUCUUCAUAUGGCCAGUCGGCGUUGCCAUUAAUCCCCGUGGUCUUGAGCAAUGCUGGGUGUAACUAACUGUUUAUAUAGGUGGAAAGCAGAGGGUUGAAGAAAAUGUAGGUUAAUUUUCUGCAGGAUGUGAGGAAUGAUGGUGGUUUAUGAAGCUGUAAUGGAUUUGGUUGAUUGGUUCAACAAGUAAAUCAACAAGAGAAUCGGAUGUCCAAACCAAAAACAUAAUAUUGUUCAAACAUUUCUAAUUUAAUGGAUUCAUGAA